AUGAGUAACAGAAGUACGACUUAUCGGUAUAAUGGUUAUGAAAAAGGAAUUGGACCUAGAAUUUUUAUUCUUCGUCGUUUUGAUCUUCCUAAACGGACUCGUUGGCAUCUGGGCGGUGAAGCUGCCCGGUUGAG
This is a messenger RNA of Dentiscutata erythropus, 134 nucleotides long. The record is from the annotation of a GenBank genome assembly. NCBI's taxonomy places the organism in Eukaryota, Fungi, Glomeromycota, Glomeromycetes, Diversisporales, Gigasporaceae.